AUGAUACAUUUGAAAGUUCCUGGCCACGGAGAUGCGCUCGAGCAUCACUACAAGUGUGCAACCGGUGUGGAGUUUUGCAAUCAAGCUCUCAAAGCCGGCCAUUCCCUAGUCGUCUUUGCACGCACACCAAGCAAGCUACCUGCCAACAUCAAGGACUCGCCAGAAGUGACUAUCGUUGAGGGCCAAUUCACCGAUCCAAAGGUCAGGGACCAAGCGCUAAAGUCUGGCGCUGACGUGCUUGCCAUAUUCGCCGGACCGGUCAAAGUGCCUAAGGGGGCGCCCCCUGCGGCCUUCUACAAGGACUUCCUGCCCCUGGUCACCCAGAAUUGCAUCAAGCGCGCACUCAUAUUAUCCACUCCCUCAUACCCAGACCCCCAGGACAAGGGUGCGUUCAAGUGGUCCGCCUCGGUGAUGCUGGUCAAGCUACUCGCCGGCAGCGCCUCCGCUGAGAUGAGGGGCAUCGGCGAGACCGUCACCGCGAUUCCCACGGACACGCUGAGGUGGACAUUGUUCCGCGUCGGGUGGCUGAACAAUGGUCCCGCCAAGCCCGUUACCGCGACGUACACUGAUUCCGGACAGGACGGACUUGGCAUCAGCAGGGUUCACUCUUCCCUUGCCAACGCCACAACGAAUAUCAUUCGCCGUAGUCGCCAUGCGUGGGACCCUAACAAUGAAGAAGUACUGGCAUAUGAGCCAAGAUACCGCUUCGAGUCUACCAGCACGGCUUUCUGUAAGAAAACUUCCGGAUACGUCUUUCUUGGUGCCGUUCCGUCGCUGGGUACUCCGUUAGAGAUCGGUAACACAAACUGGAAAUGCACAAGUACCGUUCCCAGACGGCUUGUCGAAUUGCAGUCAGGCGAGCUGUUUGGGCGUCUGAGAGCACAUAUACAAUUCUCCAGGAAAUUUGCGGCUUUGGCCGCUAUAUUCCUCCUUCUUCACCCUGUGGUCUCCAGAGACAUCAGCAACUUGACCACUACCGAAUGUGGUAUCGGCUGCUACGAAUCAGUUUGUAAUUCUACCGAGCCCACCGAAUGUGCAUGCGACACGAGCUUCGAUGACCUCGUGAGCUGCAUGUUCAAUGAGUGCCUUCUCGCAUCAGACUAUUACGUAAACUGGCGUCGUCUCCACGACAGAUGCGACCUUCCACGUCCAAUUUCGACCGUUGAUCCCGAGUACACACUCACAGCUAUAAUCGUGUUCUUCUCAUCGCACAAUUUGUCCUAUGUGUUCUCGAAGAUUAAUUUCGCUCGUGCUGAAUUGUACGCCAUCACACUGGCCGUCACCAAGAUGUCCAUCAUUUUCUUCUACCAACGAAUUUUCGAGGGCCCAAAGGUGAAAAGAGUCCUCUGCGGAACGCACAUUUUUAAUAUUCUCCUCGCCUUGUCGUACUUCAUCGCCCAGUUUUUCGUGUCCCAGCCUCUCUACUGCGAGUGGACCUUCAAUCAAGGCCCCGAAUGUACCUACAACGACGUGUGGGAUGGCUCCGGGGCCUAUUCUGCCCUGAACGCGGCACUGGAUCUUUGGCUGGUUGGUGUGGCGGCGUUCCUGAUAUGGAAGUUGCAGAUGAAAGUUACGAAGAAGAUGAGUGUGAUCGCUGUGUUUGCAACGGGAUUCUUUACGUUCUGCUGCGCACUUUUCCGAUUCAUCGUAUGGCGACUGUCAGACAAAGCUCACAAAACCACAUUCCCAUCGCUUACUUGGGCCACAUAUUAUGCGGUAUACAUUGAACUCACUUGCUGCUUCGUCAUCGCCUGUCUUCCAGCCAUACGACAGCUCACGGAUAAAAAGAUCUUGCCCACCAUCAAGGGAUAUAGCACCGCCAUGUCUUCUAGGUACAAAAGUACUAAGGGCGGUAGCACGACUGCGUCGUCGAGGCUUGUGAUUAGCAAGACACAAGAAACCCAGGUCACGAGCAGUGUGCUGGAUCCAAAUGCUAGAAAGGACGACGACUGGAACCCGGACAGGAAUGAAUUGAGAACUAGUAGACAGGUGACAAUUCAUUAA
This is a messenger RNA of Diaporthe amygdali, 2004 nucleotides long. Its product is annotated as CFEM domain-containing protein. The transcript is spliced from 11 exons. Bases 1 to 2004 code for a protein of 667 amino acids. The record is from RefSeq and is a predicted model, not a curated record. Lineage: Eukaryota; Fungi; Ascomycota; Sordariomycetes; Diaporthales; Diaporthaceae.